AUGACUCAAAUUCCUGAAAAACCGGAACGAAAUAAUAGCGAAACUGCUUCUGAAUCACAAAGUGCGCCGAUCCCAGAACAGACUCUACAGACACCACCACAAAUGAAUUUUCAAACGUCAGAUGUGAAAACUUCAGAAUCUACAACAAUUACACCAACGUCCUCGAAUGCGCUACCGGCUCCACAUUCCAUUUCGAUACCGCCGGCAAUUUAUAAUGCGCAUUCAAGUCCAGACUCAAAUUAUGCAAACCUGUAUACAUACAAGUAUGGAAACGUGCACUUUCAACCGUCAGCUGAACCGCCGCCACCAUACAGCUCAGUCGUGCCUGCGCGCGCCUCCACUUCUUCACGACCGCACAUUGUAAAUAUAGUGGAUGAGGAACGUCAAUCAGGAAGACGACAGGGGAGAAGGAAACGCCAAAAUUGUUCACCGUUACCUCGCUGGGUCAUCGUUCUGAUCGUGAUAAUCUUAAUACCCCUCAUUAUAUCCAUUACGUCGGUGAAGAUUAGCGGCAAAGAUCCUUUUGAUGGGACUUACAGUACAGACACAAAUCAACCGCAAAAAGAUUCGAUGACAUAA
Molecule: messenger RNA, 579 nt
Organism: Paraglomus occultum
Lineage: Eukaryota; Fungi; Glomeromycota; Glomeromycetes; Paraglomerales; Paraglomeraceae
Source: the annotation of a GenBank genome assembly